This is a messenger RNA of Dissoconium aciculare CBS 342.82, 1116 nucleotides long. RefSeq lists its product as uncharacterized. Bases 1 to 1116 code for a protein of 371 amino acids. The transcript has 2 exons. NCBI's taxonomy places the organism in Eukaryota, Fungi, Ascomycota, Dothideomycetes, Mycosphaerellales, Dissoconiaceae. Gene Ontology annotation, molecular function: GTPase activity. The record is from RefSeq and is a predicted model, not a curated record.
AUGGCCGCCUCUAGGCCACCCGUCGCCGUGGUGUGCGUCGGCAUGGCAGGAUCUGGCAAGACGACGUUCAUGCAGCGUAUCAACGCCCAUCUUCACGAGAGAUCAGAAGAGGAUGGUUCGACCACGGCGCCACCGUAUGUUCUCAACCUUGAUCCGGCAGUGCGUAGUGUCCCGUUCGAUGCCAACAUCGACAUUCGCGAUUCGGUCAACUACAAGGAGGUCAUGAAACAAUAUAACCUUGGCCCCAACGGAGCAAUCUUGACAAGUCUGAAUCUGUUCAGUACGAAGAUCGACCAGGUCAUGGGAAUUUUAGAGAAGCGAUGUCUACCACAGGAGAACGUCAAGUCAAUACCGGGUCACAUCAUCGUGGAUACGCCAGGUCAAAUAGAAGUAUUUGUGUGGUCGGCUUCCGGAAAUAUUCUUCUAUCAUCAUUGGCUUCUAGCUUUCCUACUGUCAUUGCCUAUAUCAUCGACACGCCCCGCACGACCGAGAAUACGAGCACGUUCAUGUCGAACAUGCUCUAUGCCAUCAGUAUCCUGUACAAAAUCCGACUGCCUAUGAUUCUUGUGUUCAACAAGACGGAUGUGAAGUCCGAAGACGAGGCAGUGGAGUGGAUGCGGGACUUUGAAACUUUUCAGGACGCGAUUCGGAAGGAAGAGUCCGAAGAACGUGAAGGGAGUGGGUAUAUGGGAAGUCUGCUCAACAGCAUGAGUCUGGUACUCGAGGAAUUUUACAACCAUCUAUCUGUUGUGGGUGUCUCAGCGAUGACUGGCGAUGGCAUCGAUGACUUUUUCGCGGCCAUUGAGGAGAAGCGAGAGGAGUUCGAGAAGGACUACAAGCCGGAGCUCGAAAGACGAAGGGCAGUAGCUGAAGAACAAAAAAGUCAGGUGAGGGAGCAAGAGGUCAGUCGCAUGAUGAAAGACAUGCAAGACGAUGACGAUAGCUUGGAUGGCAGGCGUGCCAACGACGACGAUGACGAAGAUGCAGUCAAUGAAGCAUUUGAGGAAAGUCUAAAGGCACGAUAUGAGGCCGCUCUACGAGAUUCCGGAGGAGCUGCAGCGACAGCACGAACGGGCACGGCGGCAGUAAAUUACAUCCGAAGCAGUCAGCGGUGA